Molecule: messenger RNA, 257 nt
Organism: Xylaria bambusicola
Lineage: Eukaryota; Fungi; Ascomycota; Sordariomycetes; Xylariales; Xylariaceae
Exons: 1
Coding region: 37-246 (69 amino acids)
Source: RefSeq, a predicted model, not a curated record
CUUCCGCAAGCAGUGCUUAUUACCCGGUCGUGCAAUAUGCACGCGGCAAAAGAAAUUCAGCACCAUCAGUUACGGAUUCCUACAAUAAUUUGCCUCUCGGUCGCCCUUGUCGCGCGCCUAUUCCAGCGCCCAGAAACCCAGAGCCAGAAAAUAGACAGUCCCAAAGGCUACUUGCUCCUUCAACAUCCCUUCUGGAUCGUUUCCAUUAUCUUUCCAUACCAGAAAUUGGCAAACAGGAGGACGUAAUCGAGGAUGAC